GCUCGGAACGGACGGAUAUCGCUGUGGCACUGCGGGGACGCUCUGAGGGGACUGGUGUCGGUGUGGCACUGGUGCACGCUGAAGGAGCCGGCGGAACCGGGUGGCCAUGGGGAUGUGGGCGUCGCUGGACGCGAUGUGGGAGAUGCCAGCUGAGAAGCGUAUCUUCGGGGCUGUGCUGCUCUUCUCCUGGACAGUGUAUCUUUGGGAGACCUUCCUAGCACAGCGGCAGAGACGGAUAUAUAAAACAACAACUCAUGUACCACCGGAGUUAGGACAGAUCAUGGAUUCAGAAACCUUUGAGAAAUCCCGACUGUAUCAGCUGGAUAAAAGUACUUUCAGCUUCUGGUCAGGACUCUAUUCAGAGAUUGAAGGCACUGUGAGUAAUUUACUUCUUGGAGAGACUAUCAAAUUGUUUAAUACUUUGUAA
Leptonychotes weddellii (Weddell seal) is the source of this 427-nucleotide messenger RNA. The record is from RefSeq and is a predicted model, not a curated record. NCBI's taxonomy places the organism in Eukaryota, Metazoa, Chordata, Mammalia, Carnivora, Phocidae.